CGUUCUUGCAACCUUUCGGUCACUAGUUCAAAGCUCUAACCAUUAGGCUGCCCUGCCGCCAMACUGUUGUCCUUCUAUAAGAAGCAGCAAAGAUUUACACCCCCCUGACCAUCACCUGACCCCAGGAUGCCCGGGACAAAGAGAGGGCUUGUGGAACCACAAAAUACGUUCUUGGGAAACCUUGUCCAGUGUAGAAAAGAAACCAGCUUCAUCCUGGGGAAUGCCCGGAUCGUGGAGUGGCCUGUAGUCUACAGUAAUGAUGGAUUCUGCAAGCUCUCAGGGUUCCACAAGACGGAGGUUAUGCAGAAGAGCAGCACUUGCAGUUUUAUGUAUGGAGAACUGACGGACAAGAAGACGACAGACAAAGUCAAAGAGACCUUUGCAUCCUAUGAGUCCAACUGCUUUGAGGUCCUUCUAUACAGGAAGAACAGGGUACCAGUGUGGUUCUACAUGCAGGUGGCCCCCAUCAGAAAUGAGAAAGACAAAGUCGUUCUCUUCCUGUGCACCUUCAAAGACAUCACUGUCGUCAAGCAGCCCAUCGAGUACGAGUCCACUAAGGAUAAGGACGAGUCCACUCCAG
Molecule: messenger RNA, 580 nt
Organism: Salvelinus sp. IW2-2015
Lineage: Eukaryota; Metazoa; Chordata; Actinopteri; Salmoniformes; Salmonidae
Product: voltage-gated delayed rectifier potassium channel KCNH5-like
Biological process (GO): potassium ion transmembrane transport; regulation of membrane potential
Cellular component (GO): plasma membrane
Molecular function (GO): voltage-gated potassium channel activity
Source: RefSeq, a predicted model, not a curated record